Saimiri boliviensis boliviensis (Bolivian squirrel monkey) is the source of this 634-nucleotide messenger RNA. NCBI's taxonomy places the organism in Eukaryota, Metazoa, Chordata, Mammalia, Primates, Cebidae. The record is from RefSeq and is a predicted model, not a curated record.
UAAGGCCCAAGUAGUUGCUGCCAACAUGGGCAAGUUCAUGAAACCUGGGAAGGUGGUGCUUGUCCUGGCUGGACGCUACUCUGGACGCAAAGCUGUCAUCAUGAACAUUGAUGAUGGCCCCUCAGAUCGCCCCUGUAGCUGCACGCUGGUGGCUGGAAUUGACCACUAACCCUGCAAAGUGAUAGCUGCCAUGGGCAAGAAGAUCGCCAAGAGGUCAAAGAUCAAGUCUUUUAUGAAAGUUUAUAACUACAAUCACCUAAUGCCCACAAGGUACUCUGUGGAUAUCCUCUUGGACAAAACUGUCAUCAAUAAGGAUGUCUUCAGAGAUCCUGCUCUUAAAUGCAAGGCCCGACAGGAGGCCAAGGUCAAGUUUGAAGAGAGAUACAAAAUAGGCAAGAACAAGUUGAGGGGCACUCGCCGCCCUGGACAGCAGCCCGUGCUGCUCAUGGCGUUGAGGCUUCUGUACUUUGCCUAUUUCAUGAGCGCUGUUUUCAGAUGCACUUCCCGCAUCCCUGCUUCCAGCAGAGGUGGGACCCUGGUGGCUGUGGAUGGUCACGGCUGCCUUCAAAGCCCUGCAGACCUGCCAGGAGGGACGUGGCCACCUCAUGACCCCUGGAAGCUUCUGCUGCUCUGA